Nerophis lumbriciformis (worm pipefish) is the source of this 1716-nucleotide messenger RNA. The record is from RefSeq and is a predicted model, not a curated record. NCBI's taxonomy places the organism in Eukaryota, Metazoa, Chordata, Actinopteri, Syngnathiformes, Syngnathidae.
AUGACGCAGUCAGAGAUGAUACUUCCAAACUGCUCGCCAUCAGAAGAAACCCUUCAUCAGAGGCUUCGAUACCUGAGCGAAACGAUCCAACGGCAACUGCAGGAAGCAGAGAGCAGACACAGAGAGCAGUUGGAGAGCAGGAUUCAUCACUACAUCCAACUGUCAACUGAUCUAAAUCACUCAUCUCCUCACACAAACAGUCUGAGGAGAGCUGCCUCAACACUUGCUCUAACAUCGGAAAACAAUCGAUCAAUCCAGUCAAAGCAGCAGUGCGAACGAGUCGCUUCAUGCAAAACAACAAAGCAGAAAAAGGAGGAGGAAGCCGAGGCCGAGUGCAAGAAGAAGUUCAGCGCGCAUCCUGUUCCUACUCAAGUCAAGCUUCCACUCUACCGGGAGAUGGUGGAGGAGCGGGACAAGAAACGAAAGCAAGGCUUAGAGCAAAGGAAAAGCUUUCUGCUUUCUUUUCAGAAACCUUUCAGCUUUCAGGAGAGAGAAAAGAAGAAACAAGAGCCAAUGGAUACAUUGUUAAAGCAAGUCUCGCAGAAGACAACUGUAAAAAACAUUCAGCGGUCCUCUCCCAAGCAAGUGAAGCCCCCGAUAGACCAAGAGUGUUGCAUGAAAAACCACAUCGACACCACACAACAGGUGAACAACGAAAAACCCAAACUUCGCAUCGCGGACCGCAACAGAAUGCAAAAAUUGGCUUUCCUGGAUGAGAAACCAAGCUUUCAGCCUAAAAUCAACCACCAGGUGCCCGAUUUCCAACAGUUGCACAAAACUCUUCAAACAGAGUCUCUGAGAACAUCACUAGGCAAACAUAUCACCAAGUGUCAGCCCUUCUACCUGAGAACAUCCGCACGUCAUGCUAGGCAAAGUAAGCCGAGCCCUGAAACGUCACAGAUACGCAGUCAAAGUCAUCUAGGUCGAAGUAAAUCCUAUGAUGCACUAAAGUCACUGUCUGCGGACACGCUUCCGACUUACAUCACAGACGCAACAAGGAAACGCUGCAUGGCCAUUCGCACGUCCAUGGAGAUGAGGGAUGUGAAGAAACAGGAGAGUGCAGACUGGUUGAGGAAAUACCAGAGCAAGUCAGAGGCCAUGAGGAAGACUGUUUCCCUCCAUGCCAAGUUGCUGGACCCUCACAAAAGCUUGAGGGAAGUCUACGAUGAAAAACUGCAGCACCAUCGGGAGGCGGAUCGCCAAAAGACAAAAGAUUACAUGAAGGAUCUAAAGGACAUUAAGGCUCGUGUGAGAGAGCGUCCCCUAUUGUUCGAACAGGUGAAACAGAGGAACGCCAAAGCUCGAGCAGAACAAGCAUACAAGAACGAACUGAGGAAAGCUGGCAUAAAAGAACAGUUUGUUGAAGAAAAGGGAGGAGCUGAGGAGCUGCAACUCACUCCACCAAGCCUGACCGGAGCGAUGAGAGAUGCUUCUUUUUUCCCCCCCUUCUGUAGCAUGAAUAAUAACCAGAGAGAGAGCACGUCAAGAGGCGAGCGGAGAGCAAGUGCAUCAGAGUUUAAGGCGAAGUCAAGAAUCACGCUGGCACCCUCAAGCAGACCUCUCAGCCCGGCUGCUGCACAACAAGUUCCGAGCAUACCUUUCGAAAAGGUGCACAAGUUUCGUCUUGAAGAUCUACUCCAGCGCGAUGGCUCCAUCGGAAUCGAGCCACCUUGCCGUGUAGAGGACCUGCGCGUUUUCCCCUCCAGAAAAACUUGA